AUGGGCACCUACUCCAAAGAGAAUGUAGCAUCUCCAGUUUCUUCUCUACCGGUGGAGAUUCUAAUCCUCAUCUUCGACAUUUACCUCAGCAGGGGCCCGGUGUUUGAAGACGAGUUCCAUGGCUACUAUGACGGAUACCUCAACAGUCGCUGUAGCCCGCUCAUUUUAAUGCAGGUCUGCAGUCACUGGCGGGCGAUAGCGUUGGCCACCCCUUCGCUUUGGACGUUCAUAUGCCCUUCUUACAACCCCAUUCGUUACAUCCGUCACUGGCUCGCCAUCUGCCCGAAAUAUCCCCUCGACCUACAACUAGCCAAUCGUGCGAUCGAAGACGUUCCACGGGGCUAUGUCUAUGCCGUCUUCAACCUGUUCACCAAGGAAGCACACCGCUGGCGGUCACUGUCUAUCGACUUCGACCACGACGUUGCCGAAGGAUUCGUCAAGCUUUUGCAGUCCGACCGCACCGUUCCUUUGUUACUCGAAGAUUUGAAGAUCGAGGCUUUUCAACUUGACCAUAUGGUUCCCGUUUCCACAUUUCAUGCCAUAGCCGCCCUUCUAUCGCGUCUGAAAGCUCUUCGACGCCUGAUUUGGGUUGACUCGCGUGGCGAGGGCCCUCUUCACGGAAUUCCGUGGAGCCAGCUGAAGACGGUGACCAUCAAGCUUCCAUCAUCCUUGGAGGAUAUCUUCUCCUACCUUUCUCAAUGCACCUCCGCCACCCAGGUCGAAUUUUGCACCGAAACUCCGCUCCAACCUCAGAAGACUCGCUUGCCAUCCCAUCGCCUUCCACCCCUCACUCUUCCACAUCUCACCUCCAUCAGACUCUCGCGAGGGUGUGAUCCAAUGUGGCUCUUGCAACACUUCACCAUGCCGUCCCUUCAACACUUGGAGAUCGGGGUCCUUCGUCGUAAUCAACCGUUCCUGGAGGAAUUCGUGAAACGCUCUCCCCACCUUCACACCUUGAUUGUGGAUGAGAGAUAUCAUGAGGACUACGAUCUCUACGUGGAUCAGGUCCCUGUUUCUGAUCACGAAAUCAUCGCCUACCUCACCAACCCCUCCUUGCGCGCCAUUCCUCGCGUCGGAAUUGACCUAACGUACGCGAAGGAGAGGACCCUUGCCUUGAUUCAACAGCGAUUAGAUGCACACCGACCUCUUCCACCGUUGCUGUGCUGGAGGCCGUCGCUAUAUCAAAGGUUAGUCGGAUGGUGGGAUAAGUUAGAUCCCACGUUCGAUGCGCUGUUAUUCUCUUAUAAAGAAGGUUCCGUCGAAUUCUCUCCGGAGUAUGAGUUCGACGAUUCAGACUGUCUUUCCUAA
Molecule: messenger RNA, 1308 nt
Organism: Cyclocybe aegerita
Lineage: Eukaryota; Fungi; Basidiomycota; Agaricomycetes; Agaricales; Hemipholiotaceae
Source: the annotation of a GenBank genome assembly